GAUUGAGAAAUUAUUAGUGUCUCCUUAACUGUUCACACCAUUCAAGUCGUAAAAGAACAUAAGCACGCGCAUCUGCGGAAAAAGUUGGUGGGGCCAGUGCAGCGUCGUUGGAUAGGAACAAUGAUUUUCAACAUAAAUGAAGAGGCGUGCAGUAGAUGCGCAGCCAUGAUCCAGAAACGUUUUGCGCUCUUUCUUGUCUGGUUUAUCGGCACCCUGGCCGUUCUGGCCUACAGCCCCUGGGUACAGCAGCUCCUCGCCUGGCCGGCAAUGGCCGUUGUGUCCGCCUAUGUGGCCACCUGGGGCGUCAAACUGGCGGUCACCAAGCUGCCCAAGAAAUACAUCAAGGGAAUUGAGUACACGGGCAUCUUUAUUACAGGUUGUGACUCCGGAUUCGGGCUGCAACUUGCGCUGCGUCUGAACGCAAUGGGGGUGGCAGUGUACGCCGGGGUGCUCAACGAAAACUCGGAGGGAGGAAAACAGUUGAAGGCCCUGAGCUGCCCGAAAUUGAAAGUGGUUCCGGUAGACGUAACCUGCGACGAAGACGUCCAGCGCGCUGUCAAGUUCAUCAACACUGACCUGGGCGAAAGGAAAUUGCAGGCCGUGGUGAAUAACGCCGGCGUGACUGCUGUCACAGAGGUCGAAUGGUGCCCCCUGGAGACGUACAGGCAGGUGCUGGAGGUCAACGCUUUGGGUCCUAUCCGCGUAACCCAAGCCUUCCUGCCCUUGUUGCGCAAGGGUACUGGAAGUAGGGUGGUUGUGGUUGCCUCCCUUGCAGGUCGUUACACGUUUCCUGGCUUCACCGCGUAUUCAAUGUCAAAGAGCGCGGCCGUGUCUUUUGCCGAUGGCCUCCGUCGCGAAAUGAAAAAAUGGUCUAUAACCGUGCACACCAUAGAGCCGACGCUCUACAAAACUCCACUGACAAAGCCGACGGUGAUUCAAGGCACCAUGCAGGAGCACUGGGACAGCAGCCCGGACAACGUCAAGAAAACGUACGGUGAAAAGUAUUUCGCUGAGUUCAAGGAGACCAUCUGCGGUCUUCUGAGCAUGGCCAGAGAGCCGCAGAGGAUUGCCGAGGUGAUCGACGACAUGGUGGACGCGGUGAUUGGAGACGAGCCCAAGAUGCGUUACGUGCCAAGUGUUGCCGCGGAAUUCCGCAGUCAAGUGAUCACGGCGAUGCCAAUGCAUUUGCAGGAUUUUGUGCUUGGCAUGACGCAACCCAGAACACCUCCAGCUGCAGUUUUGAACGACGUGAUGCGGAUGAAGAAACAAGACGCGCUGGGCAAGACCCUCACCCGUCUACGUUCGGUGCCACACUGGUUUUAUAAAGACAGGAGCAAUAUAUUCCAGUUCCCUGAAGCAGCCCCCGAGAAGAUAAUCAGGGACGAAAAGCAAGUUGCCAAAGAGGUGGAAGAAGAAAUUAUCACUGAUAUUAUAGAUAGUAAAACAAGCAAUGAGAAUGUGGUUUCCACAGAUGUUGUAGAAAAUAACGAAUAGCUUAAAUCUACAAAAAUCUGAAGGUAAAAUGUUCCAUCCCAACAGGUAUAUUUUUUCAAAUUGAGUGUUGUUCACAAGUAAAUCCCUUUGCUAUAUGCUUA
Molecule: messenger RNA, 1595 nt
Organism: Cloeon dipterum
Lineage: Eukaryota; Metazoa; Arthropoda; Insecta; Ephemeroptera; Baetidae
Product: 17-beta-hydroxysteroid dehydrogenase type 6-like
Exons: 7
Coding region: 121-1494 (457 amino acids)
Biological process (GO): steroid metabolic process
Cellular component (GO): intracellular membrane-bounded organelle
Molecular function (GO): oxidoreductase activity
Source: RefSeq, a predicted model, not a curated record